This is a messenger RNA of Anopheles maculipalpis, 2484 nucleotides long. RefSeq lists its product as uncharacterized. The transcript has 4 exons. NCBI's taxonomy places the organism in Eukaryota, Metazoa, Arthropoda, Insecta, Diptera, Culicidae. Bases 1 to 2484 code for a protein of 827 amino acids. The record is from RefSeq and is a predicted model, not a curated record.
AUGCCUAUAACGCGAUACUUGCGUGCCAGCGGUAGAGGAAACUACUAUCACCGCGGUUCCGUGAAAUGGCAUCGCAGGCGCGGCGGGGGCGCCCACAAUGGUCAAAUGCCGCGAGAAUACAACAACCAAAGCCAACCUGCAUCCGCCUACACUACUUACCAUGGGCAGAUGGAGCGUCGGUCGCGUGCAAUUUCCCCGGACGAACGAUUGUUGGCACAGCAAGACAGAGUGUUGUUGUCGGAGCGGCCGUCCCGGGAACGAUACCGCGCUGCUGCGGACGACUACUCCCGGCACAGUGCUAGCCGUGAGCGUAGUUUAUCGUCCGUGCUGAGCGAUAUUAGCUCCGGAAGCAGCUGUUUUGGGACGGUACGGGCAAGCGAAGCGUACGGCAGUCCGGUGUACGAAGAUCUUACGGACGAGGAUGAUAUUCGAUCGCUGGACCUAAUGACGGAAUCCUCCAUGAACCUAUCCGUAGCACCACCGCCGGUAAUAAAGCACAAAAAGCGCAAAAAAGACAAGCGUAAGAAGGAAAAGGCUCGGUUACGGGAGCGCAAACGUGCGAAAAAGGAUAAGCGACGCCAGAAGGAAAUACUCGAGGAGCGAAUCUGUCCACCAGAGCACGAGGUGGCCCAGUCGAAGGAAAUAUUCGCUUCCGGUCAAAACAUCCUGGUAAGCGUAAGCUUCAUCGACAACGACAAGUCGAAGGAUCGAAACGAUCGACACAAGAAAAGCAAGCGAAAGAAGACCAAAAGGGAAAAGACUCGCGAAAAGCUAAUCGUUACCAAAGAGGAACGUGCAUCCGAUACGGCAACGUCUGCCCGCAGUCCUCACAGAGACAGUCCCAGCUCCGGGCGAGAGCUCGAAACGAAAGACGUCAAGGAAAAGUACAGCUUAAAGCAGCAACAGACAACACAAUCGGAACAGGAAAAGAAACAGGACAGCCAACAGCAGCUACAAAGUGAACAACAUUCAACAUCGGUUCAUCAAUCACCUGAUCAGAAGCUUCCUCCCGCGAAGAAGAAAAAACUUGAUCCGGGCGUUAAACCUGUCAUGGUGAUCGAUCUCGAACGAUCGCCCGGCGGUCAAGUAAUAUCAAGCCCGAAGGAGAUCAUUGUGCUGAGUGACGAGGAAGGCAAAAGGACGCUGGCACAACGGGGUAUCGGUAAAGAAGAGUCGAAACCAAACGAAGCGGAUCAAAGUAAUCGCGGUCCGAACACCCCACCGGAACCGGCGCCCAAAUCGCCUGACUCGUACGAUCCCUUCGAACCAACGAAAUCCUCUCCCAGCACGGCCAUUUCGAGGCACGACUUGGGUAGCAUAUCAUCGCUCAGCUUUCUCGACCAUCACACCCAACAGGAUGGACAGAAAGAGUCGAAAAUGGACUUCCACCCCCACCAUCACCAUCAUCACUCGGUUGCUCAUCAUGGUCUCCACCACCAUCAUCCACACCACGGGCAUGGCCACCAUCAUGGGCAGGAAAGGUUAAUGGGACAAUCCGACCAGCAAACCGGUCCGGGAGCAGUGUUCGGUAGCGAUGUGCUCGAUCUUCAUCCGGACUCACCGUUCGAGAAGAUGAACAAUCUUAACAGCAGUCCAUCGCGUACGACCACCACCGGUCCUUACCAUCACCUGCAUCAUCCGUCACCGAUGAAAGCGAUCAUUAAAUCGAUGCCGAAGAAGCUGCUUGCAUCGGGCAGUGGACGAACAGAUCACACGCGAUCGCACGGAAUGGCGGGCAAAUCGAGCCAAACAAAUGCGACGAUCGGUGGUCAACCAAGCGGUGGAGGUACGACGAGUGGUGGUGCGACCACGAGCGGUGGAGUUCCCUUCGAGGAUGAGCUGAACGAUGGUGAUAUUUCACCGUACUCACCCCGUUCGAGUGAUUGCGAUGAGCAGAUGUUUGAACCACCGAGCCACGAUGGCAAUGGGGAAACGCAAACCAUCGCACUGACGGUCGACAAUCUUCGGAAGGUGUUUGGCAACGAUCCGAAAACGUUGUACGGUGAUCUGCGGAAAAGCUAUCAGCAUCGAUCGGUGAUCGCUGUGGAUGAAAUGUACAAACCUCAUAAAAUGACGUUAGAAAUGCUGGAUGAAAUACCUGACUCGGCCGUUGAUAUGCAGGUGAAGGAAAAGCUCAUCAAAAAGCUCCAGCGCCAGGAACGAAUAGUGGAAGAGGUGAAACAUUUCCUUAAACCACACUUCAAUAAAAAGCGCAUCGACAAGGACGAGUACAAGGAGAUAAUGCGAAAAUCGAUUCCCAAGAUAUGUCACAGCCGAUCGGGAGAAAUCAAUCCGGCCAAGAUACAGGCCCUGAUUACGGCGUACGUUAAGAAAGCAAUUGCCAAGCGGAAACUCAUCGGUGGUGAGAUGGGUUCCGCUUCCGGCACGCCGUUGGCAAACCUCGGUAGCUACGGACAUGCACAUGAACCUACGGCUACUGCCACCACGGCAACACAGCCACCGGUGGUGUUAAUGAACCGAUGA